Molecule: messenger RNA, 312 nt
Organism: Staurois parvus
Lineage: Eukaryota; Metazoa; Chordata; Amphibia; Anura; Ranidae
Source: the annotation of a GenBank genome assembly
CUGAUAGGUGGCACUGAUUGGCAUUGAUAGGUGGCACUGACUGGCACUGAUGGGUGACACUGAAAGGCAGCUCAGAUGGCCACUGAUAUGUGGCAUUGAUGUGCACUGGUAUGCACUGAUAUGUGGCAUUGAUGUGGCACUGAUGGGCACUGGCACGUGACACUGAUGAGCACUGACAGGUGGCACUUUCGGGGCCACACUGAUCAUCAGGGCACACUGAUCAUCACUGAUUACCGGCUCUCCUCUCGAGCUGUCAGCGUGACAACUCGAGAGGAGAGAAAUGCCGAUAAAUGGCAUUUCCGUGUUUACAUG